CCCACUGCUAAAAGUCUGUUUACGGCAGUCCGUUUUAAGCCGUUGUUGUUGCUAUGGCAUCACCUACAUUAACUAAAUCCGUUGUACGCUAAAGAGGUAACAUUUGGGAAUAUUUUGUUUUCAAAUAUAAUUUAUGGAUUGGUCGAUAUGUUGCUAUUCUCCCGCUGUUCUGAUAUUCUGCAAUAAACAACAGCACUGGAGAUGGUGCAGUGACUGGCCACUCAGAGCCGCCAUCUUUUAUCGUUCUGUUAUCCCGUCUCUUCAAAACAAGCUGAUAAUGACUGUGCUAUAAUCGGCGUAUUGCACUGGAAACUGACUACUUCAACUGUAUCACUCCGCGCGUUGCUAACACUGUCAAACCCUAACAACGCCUCGUUUUACAUAAACUAUAAACAUUUAUAGCUAAUGGAGCUAACAGCUAACACUAUGAAUGCAGACCUGAAGGAUUCCUGUGAAAAAAUGGAUUUGUGUCAAGUGGAAACCAAAGAGAAGAUCAUUGUGAAAGAAGAGUAUGAGUCAGAGGAAGAUGAAGAAGAGGAAGAGUGUGUGCUAAAUCCUGCUGAGAUUUCUAGACAAGUUAUGCUGUUAGACCUGGAACUGGAUGAACUUGAAGAGAGCAUGGGUGAAAUAAGUAAGCUUUCACAGAAGCAGACACGAUGGGCUGUGAGCUCUUUCACUUGCUGGUUGGAGUCCCAGGGGCAGCAGGUGGACCUGGCCACAGUGCAUAAAACCGAGCUGAACACUCUGCUGAGGAGAUAUUACGGAUCAGUACGAACCGGCAAAGGAGAGCUGUAUGGGAUUUGUAGUUACCUCGCCCUGAGAGCCGGACUUAACCGCAUCUUCAAAAUUCCUCCUCUUAAUCGCACUGUGAACAUAAUGAGAGAUGUGGAGUUCACCUCAGCAAACAAGGUGUUCCUGGGCGUGCUGAGGAAAAUAAGGAAGUCUGGUUUAGACAUGUCCUCAUCCCACCCGACGCUGUCUCCUGAUGACAUCCUCAUCCUCAGACGCUCAAAAGCAAUGGACACCAGCACUCCAAAGGGACUCCUGAACAAAGUCUGGUUUGAUAUUCAGGUACAUUUCGGCCGCAGAGGGAAGCAAUCCAACAGGAAGCUGAGAAAAGAUUCAUUUGUACUCGGGCAAGACGGGAAAGGACUCCGAUACCUAACUUUAUCCCUACCAGACGAAGCAAAAACUCAUAAUGAGAAGGAAACAAGUUCAAUGUUUGAGAAGCCGUGCAAUGAAUUCUGUCCUGUGACUUCUCUUUUAAAGUACAUCAGCAAGUUCCCGCCCAAAGCUGUCAACCUUUACUUGCAACUUAAGAGAGAACCUACAGAUCAGAUUUGGUACAGCCACCUCCCCCUAGGAGUCAAUUCUCUUGGCGCAAUGUUGUCCCGCAUGUCCAAAGAAGCAUGCACGUCAACCGUCUACACCAAUCACUGCAUCAGCACCACACCGUUUCAAGUACUGUGUGAUGCAGAAAUGGAGGCGGCAGCAAUAAUUCCUGUUAUUCCACAAACUACUGUGCGAAGGACUGAAAUCACAAUCCAUAUUCUCCAGGCGCCACCCCCCGGGGUCCCUAAGCCACUGAGGAUGAUAUUGCCGAAGAUCGAUUCAAACUGCCCGGCAGGACUGCCACUGGAUAAGGGGGCGCCUUUAAUAGAAGAUCAGUCCAAAUCUGCACCACGGCCGCCAAGUUUGGAAAUAAACAAUGAAGAUUUCUUGGAGGAUUUCCCGCUCCUCCACAGUGCUUCACACUCCAACUACAUUCCGGACGCCGUGCUGCCUCCUGGGGAGCCGUGGCUCGAUGGCGGCCCCUCCCGGGCAGCGCUGUCCCUGCCCUCCUGCCUGUGCAUGUGCGAAAACUUCGCGUCUGGAAUGUCUGGUCCUGGUUCUGCCUGCGAAGACCAGAUGGAAGAGAUCAAAGUGUACGCCAAGUGUCACCUGCAGAAGGGAGUCAUGUUUGGGCCCUUCGUAGGAGAAGUGUGCAAAGGACAAAUGCCGACCAACCUCAAAUACGCCUGGGCUAUCCGGGAUGAUGCCUCUUUUGUCUACAUCGAUGCAUCUGAUGAAAGCAAGUCUAAUUGGAUGAGGUAUGUAACGUAUACCAGCAUCGAGGAGGAACGCAACCUGGUUAUCUUCCAGUUCUACCGCCACAUCUACUACAGAGUUUCCCAGCCCAUCAUGGAGGGAGCAGAGCUCAAGGUCUCGAUCGGAAAGGACUAUGCCGCCCUGCUGGGCCUGGGGACGGGUGACAACGGGAAAUGCGAUGUUGGAGACAAAGAAACAAUCCUGCGCCUUCUGCAAGACAUCCAACUGGUCACCCUGCCAGAACCCAGCAGCUCCUCCCUUUGGUCCGACAACAGCCAAUCACAGAGCCCGAUGCUGCUCAUCAGUGACGUGACGACGAUGUCAAACCCAGACGCAGCCAGUGAUUCAACGUGUGGCCCCUCCCUCAUCUCCCUCCCCGCCCCGUGCUUAGAUAAGCUAUACGAUUUCCUGCCUGGGACAGAGAAACUGCUGAGUAACUCGAACACCUUACCGAACAGCCCGUGGUUCUUCUUCGGAUUUGAGCCGGACCCGACGGGACGGCCUCUGGAUAGGAGCACCGGGGUGUGUAAGCUGUGUAGGGAACAUGUGGGCUGCGGAGGAGGACCAGCAGAUCUCCAAAUCCAUCUGACCAACAAGCACCACAUCAAAACACGGGACGCUAGCAAAGAUCGGAGUCAUUCCUGCACAGGCCAACAGCGCUCGCAGCCAGUAAUGGUUAACAGUGGUCUGGUCAGCACACUGCCCUUGGUUUCCUCGGUUCAUGUCACCAAUGCAAUCGUCAACUUUCUCAUCAAGGACCUCCAGCCCCCCACUAUGGUGGGAGGGGACGGCUUCAAACAGCUGAUGCACAUCCUGCUGCCCGCCUACAAGGAGCUGCUGUCAACCGGCCACCUGGAGCACCUCCUGAAAGAACAACACAGCAAAGGCAAGACAAGCCUGGCUCUGCUGCUGAGCAACAGAAUAGUAAGCAGCGAAAACGAGGAGAUACCCGACUACACCGCUCCGCUCGAGUUCGAGUCACGGAGACGCGGGCGACCUCCCAACCAGCCGAGGGAAGUGCCUCACUUUGUCACUUUAAGUGUGGACGUUUGGUUUCACAACUGGCAGGGCAAACAGGAGAGGUACCUCACCCUCUGGGUGCAUUACAUAGACUGUCAUUUUAGUUUUCUGAACCUGGCUCUGGCAACACAAAGACUAACGGAAAGCAGUGGGGAGGACCUUUGCUUGGUGGAGGCUCAGGGGAAAGUGAUGGCCCAGGAGUGGGGGAUCUCUCAGCCUAAUCUGGUCCUGCUGGGAGGGGAGGGAAGAAACAAGAUGAGGCGAGUGAAAAGAGAAAAAGGUGCAGAGGCUGCAUGCAGCGUUCCUCACCCAAUCUCGACAACAUUCCUUGAGAGGGAGGAUUCUGUGUCACCCCAGGAAGCGCAGGGACACUCUAUGGAAGGACUACCGUCUGUGUCGUGUUUCUUCAGCGCUGUGCAAGGCUGCAUCGAGGAAGUGAUGUCCCACUCCAUCAUCUCCAAAACCCUCGGCCAAUUCCAGAUUAUUUUCGCAACCCUGUUCCUGCCCCCGGCUCGGAACAGAACGUCUUACGAGCACCACGUCCAGACUCUGUCGCAAAGCCUUACGAGAGAGGAAGAGGCGGAGUUAAAGUCGUGGACUCACUUUCCGCCAACGUGGAACAAGUUGUACAUUUUGCUGAGCACCCUUGUCAAAUAUAAGAGCCUUUUCUAUGAUAUGAUGAAGGAGAUUAAAGGCGAGGGCUUGUCUAAAGAAGACACCGGUUCAGAAUCCAGUUCGUUCCGCAGCUGCCACGCCAACUCAUCGUCUCUGCACUUUGAAUGGAAGGUUCUGGAGGAUCUUUGUUUGGUCCUCAAACCUCUGGACGUGGCGUGUCGGACUCUGGCCAAGGAGGCGUUCCCCCGACUGUCCCUAGUCAAGCCCAUCCUCACGGGCCUGCUCUCCCGCCACCUCGUGCUGCUGCCGGGGGAGUCGUCAUCCAUCGUGAAGGAAGUGAAGAGGAUGAUGAGGCGCAACUUGGCGAGUUGUUACGACAACCCUAUGGUCAACAGGGUUCUGUGUGUGGCAUGUGCCCUCGACCCCCAGUUCCAUGGGCUGCGCUUCAUGGACGACAAGGAGCGGGAAGCCACUUUUGAGUGGCUAAAGAAAGAGGCUGUGAGGAUUGUAAAGGAGAACAGGAAAAAGGGCCAGGGUAAGAAGCAGAGCCAGAACAAGAGAAGCGCAUCGCCUGGGUCUCCAGAGUCCGAGUGCGAUUUCCUACGGAGGAGCAAGCGCAUCAAAGAGUCCCGCCCCAUCAACUUCAGAGAGAUGGAGUGUGCGGACGAAGAGAGUGACGCGGGGGAGGCAGAUGAGAGCGACUGUCCUGAACCGGUCCCUCAGGCAGGACUCUCUGGGAUGGAGUUCCUCCUGGGAGACCUGUUCUGCUCCUCCCCUAAGAGCAGGCAGAGCUCCGUGGAGGAGUCUGUAGACAUGGAGAUGUCCGCCUACAAAGCCGACAAGGGGGCGUCGCUGGGGGUGGAGCCCCUGCAGUGGUGGAGGAUGAAGGCAGGUCAGUUUCCUCUGCUGGCCACAGCUGCACGGGCCUACCUGGCCGCCCCCGCAGUGGCAGGUAGCGCCGCACAGGACUUUGCACAGGAAGGGGCGGGAGCAGCGCACAGGAAGAGAGGAAACAUUCCACCAGAAAGUUUGGACUCCAUCUUGUUUCUGCAUUACAACCACAUGUCCACCUCUGAGAGCGGGCGAGCUUUAGCUAGGAGCGACGACAGAAUAUAAAAGGUUGUGUAGACACACAAAA
Molecule: messenger RNA, 4861 nt
Organism: Trematomus bernacchii (emerald rockcod)
Lineage: Eukaryota; Metazoa; Chordata; Actinopteri; Perciformes; Nototheniidae
Exons: 8
Coding region: 406-4839 (1477 amino acids)
Molecular function (GO): protein dimerization activity; DNA binding
Source: RefSeq, a predicted model, not a curated record